This is a messenger RNA of Podospora anserina S mat+, 552 nucleotides long. RefSeq lists its product as uncharacterized. The record is from RefSeq and is a predicted model, not a curated record. The transcript has a single exon. Lineage: Eukaryota; Fungi; Ascomycota; Sordariomycetes; Sordariales; Podosporaceae. Bases 1 to 552 code for a protein of 183 amino acids.
AUGACACGCUCAAUCCUCCCAACCUUCCCGCUCAUCAUCCUCGGCGUGAUCGAGCCACUGAUGCUGUACGUCCCCCAUUCUACCCACCCCUCUAAUUGCCCAAAUCACUCACAAUUCCCCAGCCUCGAAGCUUACCGUGUCGGCAUCAUCAACCCUGGCGCCCAGCACUACUUCACCCGUCAACUCCCGCCCGACUUGCUCUACACCACCAAGACUACUCAGCCUCCCGAGUUCUCUCCCCAGGCCGAAACGGUCACCCUCCAGCUGGUCAACGUCUUCCUCCUCCUCGCGGGCUUGGCUGUCGUGUGCUGCUUCAGCAAGGAUAAAUGGACCGUCAAGGGCUACUGCGUCGUGGUCGGGCUGGCGGAUUAUGGCCAUAUCUGGUCCAUCUACAAGGGUUUGGGCGCCGAGGCGUUUUGGGAGUUUGGCAAAUGGAACGACUUGGUUUGGGGCGGGGUGUUGGCGUCCGCGUUGUUGAAUUUGGUGAGGUGGGGGGUUGUGUUUGAUGCUUUCGGGAGGUUGAAAGAUGGGAAGAAGGUGAAGACGAAGUGA